This is a messenger RNA of Funneliformis mosseae, 663 nucleotides long. The record is from the annotation of a GenBank genome assembly. Lineage: Eukaryota; Fungi; Glomeromycota; Glomeromycetes; Glomerales; Glomeraceae.
AUGAAUAAAAACCAACUAAUAAAUUAUCAAUUGAUCCUUCAUGCACUUGGAGUUGCUUCCUUUAGCUACUCAUUUAUUAUCUUACCUACUUUAGAAAGAUCAGAAACUUUAAUUUAUCAAUUCACCCAUUUGACUAUAGUAGGAUUACUUUUUUCUUUAUUCGCUUUUAUUUUUGCAUUGCUAUAUGAUUUCUUCACUUUUAGAGUGAUAUCUUUCUUGAAGGAUUGGUUUAUGGUUAUUUGUGUGCCGUUGGAAGGAUUAAUUUCUGUCCUAUAUUGGACCAUUAUAACUUACGAUGAAAAGUUAUUAAUGGAAAAACCAAGAUUACCAAUCUUUAUUGAUUUUGGAUUUCAUUUGAUUCCAGCAGUUUGCUUAUGGACCGAUUUCUUAUUUUUCGCUAAGGAAUUUAGAAAAUCUUACGCUCAUGUUCUUUAUAUAUUAGCAUUUGGCAUCGGUUACGUUGCUUGGAUAAAUUUUUACUUUGUCACUUUUGGUGAUUGGCCUUAUCCUUUGUUGAGAAAGUUGGAAGAUCCGCAACGUUUUGGUUGUUAUGUCGUCUGCGUUUCUUUAUGUGCAUUUAUUCAUGCAGCUUUUAAUAAACCGGCUAUUGCCUCGAAAUUGCAACAAAUUCACCAAAUUGAUGAUAAAUUAAAAUUGAAUUGA